Molecule: messenger RNA, 2732 nt
Organism: Rubroshorea leprosula
Lineage: Eukaryota; Viridiplantae; Streptophyta; Magnoliopsida; Malvales; Dipterocarpaceae
Source: the annotation of a GenBank genome assembly
ACUAAAACUUUCCUUUUCACCUACAGCCACACCCAUGCUCCUUCAAUCAAUAAUAUUAUGGGACUAGGAAAACUUUAACCGAUAGAAAACUACAGGAUAAUAUCUUCCUCUCUCUCCCCCUUCCCCCUUUCCUUCUUCUUUCUCUUAUCCUCUUUCUGGGUCUUGGGGUUUUGCAGAUUUAACUUCAAGCUGGGUGGCAGAGAGUCCAAUCUCUACUUUCCCUGGUGAAAAAGGGCAAGUUUUUGCUAUUGCAAGUUAUAUCUCACAUUCAGCGCUCAGAGACAAGAGUACUGAAUCAUUUGGGAACUUGUAGUUAGUGGACUGAAUCCCCCGUUGAUUCUUUCCAAAUCUAAGGCUAAAUUUGGGCGUUUCUUUCUGGAACGAUGAUGUUCGACGAGGUGGGUCUUUGCGGUGAUAUGGACUUCUUCUCUGGUACUCUUGGGGAUAAAGAUUUUCCUGCCUCGCAGAAUGAACCAGAGCCUAUUGUGGAGGAUGAUUAUACUGAUGAAGAGAUUGAUGUGGAUGAACUUGAGAGGAGGGUGUGGAGAGACAAGAUGCGUUUGAAGAGGCUGAAGGAACAGAACAAGGGUAAGGAGGGGACUGACAAUGCCAAACAGCGCCAAUCACAAGAGCAGGCACGGAGGAAGAAGAUGUCUAGGGCUCAGGAUGGAAUUUUGAAGUACAUGCUGAAAAUGAUGGAAGUUUGCAAAGCUCAAGGAUUUGUUUAUGGGAUUAUUCCAGAAAAAGGAAAGCCAGUAACUGGAGCAUCUGACAAUCUGCGAGAAUGGUGGAAGGACAAAGUCAGGUUUGAUCGAAAUGGUCCAGCAGCCAUAGCCAAGUAUCAAGCAGAUAAUUCAAUCCCGGGCAAGAACGAUGGGAGUAACACUAUUGGGCCAACCCCUCACACCUUGCAAGAACUUCAAGAUACAACUCUUGGUUCUCUCUUGUCAGCACUCAUGCAGCAUUGUGAUCCACCUCAGAGGCGGUUUCCCUUGGAGAAGGGAGUUUCACCACCGUGGUGGCCUGAUGGAAAUGAGGAAUGGUGGCCUCAGCUGGGUUUGCCCAAGGAUCAAGGCCCUCCUCCUUACAAGAAACCUCAUGACUUGAAGAAGGCCUGGAAAGUGGGUGUUCUGACAGCUGUGAUUAAGCACAUGUCACCUGAUAUUGCUAAGAUUCGCAAGCUGGUAAGGCAGUCAAAGUGCUUGCAGGACAAGAUGACAGCAAAGGAAAGUGCAACCUGGCUUGCCAUAAUUAAUCAGGAGGAGGCCUUGGCUAGGGAGCUUUACCCUGAUUCCUGCCCACCUUUGUCGUCAGCUGGAGGGAGUGGGUCAUUGGUGAUUAAUGAUUGCAGUGAGUAUGAUGUCGAAGGGGUUGAGGAUGAGCCAAGCUUUGAUGUGCAAGAGUGUAAACCUAUGAAUCUCAAUUCGUCAAGCUUUGGGCUGGAGAGAAUGAGGGCAGUUCAACAACCUUAUGCCAUUAAAGGAGAAAUGGUUAAUGUCGAUUUCAGUCAGAAGAGGAAGCCGUCAAAUGAUCUGAACUUGAUGGAACAUAAGAUCUAUACAUGUGAGUUCCUUCAGUGUCCAUAUAGUGAACUCCGCUUGGGUUUUCAUGACAGGAUUUCUAGGGACAAUCAUCAACUGAGUUGCCAAUAUAGGAGCUCAUCUGCACAGUUUGGGGGGUCGAAUUUUAACGUCAAUGAAGUUAAACCAAUCAUCUUUCCUCAGUCCUAUGUGCAACCCAAGCCAGCAGCACCAGCACCUGCAUCUGCACCUGCACCUGCACCAUCAGUUAGCUCAGUCCCACCUUGCUUUGAUCUAUCAGGACUUGGAGUGCCAGAAGAUGGGCAGAAAAUGAUCAGUGAACUAAUGUCAAUCUAUGACAGUAAUUGUCAAGGCAACAGGAAUUUAAAUCCUGGUAACAACUCAGUUACAGAAUGCCAAAAUCUUCUUCAGCCAAAAAUUCAACAACAGCAACAAGAAGACUUCUUUCAUGGACAAGGAGCUGUGAUGGAAGGAAACUUCUUCGAGGAAUCCAGCAUGCCUUCUAAUAACAACCAUCAAAUGUUUUCACAAGGUGAAAGUCAGUUCGAUAGGUUUAAGGUCUUGAAUUCCCCAUUUGAGACCAAUCACAACAACAACAGCAGCAGCAGCAGCUUUCAAAUGAUGUUCGGUUCUCCCUUUGAUUUGGCAGCAUUUGAUUACAAAGAAGAUCUACAAGCAAUUGGAAUGGAUACCAUGCCAAAGCAGGAUGUGUCAAUCUGGUUCUAGUAACAAAGCAAGACAUUCUUGGAGGGAACUCAAUUCCUUCAGUUUGUUACACCCAUGAGGGUGGUGAAUCCAACCCAUAAACUGCAUAUUAAUAGGUAUUGUAUUUUUGUCAUGUUUGUAUCUGGUAGAAUAUACCCCAUGUGCAUGUCUGAACUGGGACUGGAAUAAGAGAACACAAGAACUUGGUGAGAGUCCCAAGACCCCUCUACUGAUUAAUAGAUAUGACUGUCAAAUGUGACAUAAAUAAGUUAGGUGUAUGAUCUUAUCUCUUGUUUAUUGUACUAAUUUUUGUCUCGGCUUCUUCUCUCCCAUUAUGAUGUUGUAUUGAUGUGGGUAGGGUCGGAGAAUCUGGUUGUGGGUGUUGUGUCUUGUAAUGGCUACAUAGUGUUUUGUCCUUUAAUGCAAAUCCCAUGUGCGUUUCAAGUCUUAUUAAGACCCACAAGAGAAUAAAUGGGUGGUGAUGCC